Molecule: messenger RNA, 669 nt
Organism: Triticum turgidum subsp. durum (durum wheat)
Lineage: Eukaryota; Viridiplantae; Streptophyta; Magnoliopsida; Poales; Poaceae
Source: the annotation of a GenBank genome assembly
AUGGAUCAGGACAUACGUCUUGUUUUUCCAGAAGUUCGAAAAUGUAUUGCGCGUAUUUCCUUUUGUCGGGAGGGCGAGACAAAGGAGUUGAGGCAUAUGGUAAUUCCUGGAAUCGUCGUUGCAGUUGAUACGGAUGGAUCGGCUACGAUAGUUGCAAACCCUGUGUUUUUUAAGAUGUGCCCUGAAUUCAAAUUGAGUUUUCCAAAUGAUACUGCCGCCGGUUAUGAAAAAGAACGGAAGCUUUUCUCCACUAUGGUGGAUUAUCGCGACAAAUUUUGUACAUUUAAGCUGAAACCGGAAGUAAAUGGAUUUGUGCAACCAGCAAAGAUUGAGACUAAGCCCUUGAAAGCUGCUGAUUAUGCUGAUGCCUUCAUAUUUCCACGGAAAGACUUUAUUACACCAGCUGCUUAUUGCAAAGGGGGUGUCGUGAAUGGAACAGAAGCAAAAACAGAAGUUAUGCUUGAGAGUGCAUCUCAUGAGUAUGCAUAUCUGGGGUCACCAAUAUUCAAUAGGAAUGGUGCCCUCGUUGGAAUUAGUUAUGCUGAUAUUGGUUGUUUGAUCGCGUGGACAACGCAGGAAUUACGUGAUGAUGUGCUUAAACAUCUGAGUGGCAUUUCGUAUGUCUCGGAUGGAAUUCCAGUGGAACAAGCCCCUGUGCAGCAAAAUUAA